Trichoderma asperellum CBS 433.97 is the source of this 1884-nucleotide messenger RNA. RefSeq lists its product as uncharacterized. Gene Ontology annotation, molecular function: DNA binding. Gene Ontology annotation, biological process: tRNA transcription by RNA polymerase III. Gene Ontology annotation, cellular component: RNA polymerase III complex. The record is from RefSeq and is a predicted model, not a curated record. Lineage: Eukaryota; Fungi; Ascomycota; Sordariomycetes; Hypocreales; Hypocreaceae.
AAGCUACCAAAAAGUCGACCUGCUUUGCGCCGAUUUGGUUUUCGAUGAUCCCAACCGACGUCUCAGUCUCACAUCACACACAGCAUGGUUCGUGGAAGGGCUACCGCUACCGGUAGGGGCGUGCGGCGAGGAGGUGCCGCUGCCUCUUCAAGAUCUCAAACAACAGAGGGCGACACUUCAAGCCUCAAUCAAGAGAGCAGCGCGCCGACGGCCAGCAUGGCAUUGACAGAUCCAGGCGCCGAACAAAGCACAGCAUCACAGCCAGCGGCCUCGGCAGUGCGCAGAGGAGCCAUGUCCGCACGAGCAGCUCGCGGAGCUGCACCGGCCGGCAGAUUUCGACCGAAGAACGUUCGACGAGAUGAGUCAGAGCGAGACGCAUUGGCUCAGCAAGAGCAGCACAAGGCCAGCGAGAGAGCUGCAGACGAGAGACGAGCGAGAGGCCGUUCACGAUUCCGUAGCAAACGAAGUCGUGGUGAUGCAAUGGGAAGCAGAGGGGGCGGCUUUGGCCGGCCAGUAGCCGGGGCCAGCGGGCCCUUUUCUUCAGGAGUGGGAGGACCAGGUGGUCCAUCUGGUGGAGGUUGGUUUGGAGGCGGUGGUGGUGGUGGAGGCGGCGGCGGCUUCUCAGGAGCCGGCAAGUUCGAAGGGAAAGGUGGCCCAGGAUUUGGAUUCGAAGGCGGCUUCCGGGAAACAAGGAUCAAUGCCGACAAGCUUCACACGAUGGUACACGAGGAAGGCAUGGACAGCGAAGACGAGGCGAUGCUGGCUGCGCUCCAUACCCGAUCUGGGAGCGUCAUGCCUAUGGGAAUACUCCGACGAGAACACAAAGAGGCGCCGGUCAUUGUUGCUACAACUGCGGAAUUGGAAGCGGCAGAGAAGGCGAAAAGCGAGGAAGAAAGCCUCUGGGUUGACGAUGAAGGACCAGGAUCAUUGCCCCCGGCUGACCAAGCUGAAGAGGGCGAUUGGAAUACGGGCGACACAAAGGCGGUUAAAGUCAAGAAGGAGCCAACAGAUGAUUCUAUGGACCUGGACGUCGAGUCUAAGCCGAUUAAAGAUGAAAGCAAGAUGCCUGUGGCGAAACUAAAGGCCAAGAAGCCAGUUGCUCAGGAUCCCGAAGAGAAUAUGAUUCGCACGGACUUGAGUCUCUUGGCAAGCGAACUUGGCGCCAUCACAAUCAACGGCGACGGCGAGGAGAAGGUCGAGGAGGCCGGUAACAAAGACGGCCGAUUAUAUCUAUUCCAAUUCCCCCCACUACUCCCUCCCCUCAAGCAGAUUGCCGCCCCCCAGCCUCGCAUAAAAGUCAAGGCAGAAGAACCGCAGUCUAUCAGUCUACACGACACUCCCGUGAGUGCGUCAUCUACAGCUACCCCUGUUGAUCUUACCCAGCAGGGCGAAGAAGAGGAAGAGUUAGACUCGGACGACGAAGAAGAAGAACGCAGAAAUGGCUUCCGAUCACAGGCGCUCUCGAAUGGCGGUCUCAUCGGGCGGCUCAACGUCCGCAAGUCUGGCAAGGUCGAGCUGGACUGGGGCGGCCGCAUCCUGGAGAUGAGCCCCGCCGCGGGUAUGAACUUCCUCACGACGGCCGUCAUCGUCGAGGAGUCGGACGAGAAGCCGCAGAACGGCGUGACGACGGGCGAGAGCAUUGGUAUGGGCAAGAUCAUGGGCCGGUUUGUCCUGGCGCCGAUAUGGAACGAGGAGGAGGAAUGGGAUGUCGCGCCAGCGGAGCUUGAGAUCAAUGAAUCAAUGAACGAGUAAUCUACGGAAUAACAAAAGAAGAAGAUUUAAAUUCACCAAUACAAAGAGGUGAGGAUGUACAUUUAGUAUUGUUUACACUACGCAUUUUUCUACAUAGCACAUGCUGCCAGGGGGCACUGGAUAUAUACAGGC